AUGGCAAGACGCCUCCCACACGCCUCCGGCCACAACGCCAGUCAGCACAGCAACCGGAACAGCAACAGAGCUUCGACAUCUUCACGGCGGGGUCACAGUCACCAAAACCACUCUUCGUCGCACUCUUCUUCCCAGUCUUCUUCACAUUCUUCCCAUUCUUCACGGUCUUCCUCGCACUCGUCGCACUCUUCUUCGCACUCGUCUCCGCUUCCGCCUCAACAGGGGGAGGCUCGAGCCUCGUCACGACACUCGCAUCGUGGGCAUCAUCGAACAAGUCGGCAUCCUCCAUCUAGGGUCGACGCAUCUGCGUCGUCUUCCUCUUGUUCCUCUUCUUCCUCGCCUUCUUCCUCUUCCUCCUCCGCCACUUCCUCGAGGUCGACGAACUCUGGUGUCCGGGGACACUCGCCGCCCCAUUUGUCAUCUUCGUCAUCCGGCGACGCGAGCCGUCCUGCGUCUGCUUCGGUUGCAUUGCUCUCUGACCUUCCUUCGUCUUCUGGUCCUUCUGCUUCGGCGGCAAGAAGUGGGAUUGCGGAGAAACAGACCAAAAAGGACUCGAAAGGGAUUCCCUUCGCGCCGGCGUACAGACAGUUCAGUUUGGCGAGUCACGUCGACAAACGGCGCGUCUGUGCCAACUGGCGAGUUACGCAUUUCCCGGAGAUCUGGGCUCUCGCCAAAAACAAAUUUCUUCGUGCGCAAGACGAAGACCAGUAUAUCGACAGUCCUCUCUUUGGCGACAAUGAAGUCGGUCUAUGGUUUCUUCGGCUGUAUCCCUACGGCGACUCCAAGAACGCCGGUUCGCUAGAGUUGUAUCUUAUGGUGGACAGCUGCCUCGCUGAAGACGUUCUCGUGCACUACAAACUCCAAAUCUUCAAACAACACCCCAACACGUUUCCGUCGACCUCGCAAACUCAAGGCUCGAAACGCGACUUCAUCGUUCAGUACGAAGACAGCGACGUGUAUUCGAAAAACGAACCUGGUGUCGGGUACGGCCCUACUCAUCUCUGCGAUGUGAGCACGCGGCGAAAGGCUCGCGCCUUGGCGUGGGCAGAUGGAAGCUUGAGGAUUCGCGCUUUGCUGGACUGUCCGAUUCUGGAGGCUCUCGCGGGGCCGAGGUCAGCCACCGCGUCUCGCCCGAGACCAGUCGUCGCCCUCAGACACCUGUCCUGCAAACGCGAGGAGACAGCUGGGGACAAAAAGGAAAAUGUGCACGCCCUACAGAGGAGCACGCCUCCCAGCCUCUCUGAAGAGGUUGCUGCCUUCAUUGAACAGGAGAAAGACAUGGAAAUCGAAUUCCACGGAGAGGUCUUCGAGGCAAACAAGUUGAUCCUUGUCUCCAGAUCCAAGGUUUUCAACGCCAUGUUGAAAGGCCUCUUCCGGGAGGGCCCCAAAGGCUGCGCCUCGGUCGCGAGUUGCAUUCCGCGUCUGUCGGGGCAGAAACGCGUGGUGACAGAGAACGAAGAGAAUCGACUCGCCGGCCUGACAAAAAUCAACCUCUCAGAAACCGCCGGACUCACCGUCUCUGCUCUUCGAAAUCUCUUACUCUACAUGCACACCGAUAUGUGUCCCCUCCUGUCUCCCGAGACUGAAGAGAAGGACGAAAAGGCGUCUUCCCGGCAAACAGAGACGGAGAGGAUCAAUGCACUCCUCGAGCUCCUCGUCGCUGCCGAUCUCUACGACGUCCCGGUAUUGCUCACGCAGCACUUCCUAGCUACCUCAGAGAGUCGCAUUAACUGCCGUCGCCUCGUGAAAGCAACACGCCUCUUUGCGAAUUCUCUCACUGGCGGCGCCGUGGCGGGGAAAAUGCUUCAGUUGCUCGAGAGUUACUGGUCAAGUUCUCUCCCGGGUCCAGCAUUCGCCUCUGUUUCUUUGUCUUCGUCGUCGCCCGAGGAAGACGCAUUUUCGCCUCCGGAUGCGCGCAAAAGCCCCGACGCAACUCCGUGCAGCGACACCGACAUCGUCACGCUACAACCCGCGGGCUCGAUUCUCUUGAAUCGAGCGAGAGACGACUCCCCACUCGCUCGAUCGCGACAGGCGCGAACGCGCGAACUCCAGAAGAAUCGACCGGCACGGAGCGACGAAAAUGCGCCGCCAGGUGCCGGCGAGCGUGGCUGCACAUCCGUCUCGGGACGCUUGCCUCCGACGCCGAGCGGGGCGCUGGCUCCGGAAGCGUCGCGCGAGAACCCGUGCCACGAAUCCGAUGACGUGACGAACGAAAAGGGACGGAGAGAGAGACUCAGAGGACAGAGCGAAGAACAGGGAUGGGGACUCGAGACGCGAGAAGAAGCGAGCGAUGGAGGCACUGCGCGGGGUGAACUUCCCCCCACGCGUGACUUGCUGCCGAGCUCGAGACUUCAGAGAGAAGACAGAACUGAGUGCGAGGCGAGGCGGUCGGAAACCCCGUUCCCCGAGCGCCCUUCUCAGGCGUCUGCCUCACGAACGGCGAGCUCCCUGGAGACGGAGAGAAGCGGCUGUGGAAGGCUCUCGGAUCUCGCUCGAAAACGGACUGCAUGCACCUGUUUCUUCGAUGGCGAACCACAUCUCUUCCCUCGCAAUACGCAGCAUGAGAACCCGCGCCGGUAUCCACGCUCUCUCCCUUCCUCGCUGUUUGUCCCGUCGUCGUCUUUCUUCUCUUCUUCCUCUCUUUGUUCCCCUCCGCUGCGUUCUGUUUACUCCUCUUCCUCGUGCUGUUCCUCUCGUCCAGCUGUGCCUCCGUCCUUGUCUGAUCCCCUCUCUUCGUCCGCGGCUACGACUCAGCUGUGCUGUGCGAGAGCCGGGAGAUUCGAGAUCUACCCCUUUUUCUGCCGGGAGGGAGAACGUGGAGAGGACAGGCAAACGAGGCCUUCGCGUGACGACAGCCGACCGCUCCAGAAACGCGUCUCCGUCCACCGCGAAGAGGUUUCGCCUCUCUCCACUGCACUGUCGCCCGGGAGUCGACAACGCAAGAAGCAGAGAGUAACCCUCGAAGGCGGAAGUUUCGGCUGCUCAGGAUCGACGCACGGCGUCAGGCUACUAGAGGGCGACUGCAGCGGCAGAGACCGACGAAGUUCGAGGGAGGACCACGGAGCUAGCGAACUCACCAGAUGCUGCACGCAGCGAUGCUCGGAAGGCGAAUCGAGCGGACUUGGAGGCCGGGGAAAUCCGCCGUCGCAAGCAGACAAAGCACAGCCCACGCCAGCGAACCCUCAUCGAGAAAUCCAGGUGUCUCCCAAGCGACGCCCCUACUCCGUCCACGAACCUCCUUCUUUUCCCUUUUUCUCUUCAUUCUCGUCUGUUUCUCACUCCGCGUCGUCUCUUUCCGCGUCCCCUUUUCCUGCUUCCUUUCUGCCCUACGGGGACGGCCGCGAGGCCUCGCGGGGAUCUCGCGGAGGGCGUUUGCCAAGCCUGGAGUCGGGCGGCGUGCGUAGCGGCCGAAGCGAGGGUGUGGGGCGGAGGACGAGUGUCGGAGACAGCUCGGCAGUCCCGCUGUCUCUUUCGAGUUCCAGGACUCCGUCUCCUCUUGAAGAUUUCUCUGCUAGUUCCCAGGCAGCCAGUCUCCGUGGUGCCGGCCGAGGAGCGACAUCGGCGUCCGCUGUCCCUCAGGACACAUCUGCCGUUCGCCCCUUCGAGUCGCCCCAAACGGUUUCGCCGCACGCGGCUUCUCCGUCCUCUCCCAAAGUCGCGCAUUCGAGGCUCGCUUCACAGCCUUCUUGUGCGCGCAUUUCGCGUUCUGCACGUCACUCUCCUUCUUCAGCAGAGCCGCGUUCGAUUUUGACUGCGGAGUCUUCUCCGGCACCCCUCGCCUCUUCCUCGCCUGCGGCUGCUUCUUCCGAGAUCGCGCUUCGUCCCGCUUCAGCGAAUGGAGUCUCCACCUCGUUUCCUUCUCUUCUGUGCGGCGCAAAUGUGCCGGUAGUCACCAAGUCUCCGAGGCGAAGUUCUCUUCCCCGCCUCCGCUUGGGAGAUAUGGAUAAUCCCCUGCUGGCAGAGAGUGUCGGCGAGCAAACCACUCACGCAUCUUGUGGCGAGGAAGGAAGCACACGCCUCGACGCCCCACACGCUGUCUCCUCUCCGUCUCUUCUGUCCGCGUCUUCUUCCGCUAGCUCUGGCGACGCUGUUCUCCCCGCUUCUUCGUCCACAGCUUGCGCCGCGCGGCCGAGGGGCGACGACGCAGGAACCUUCCCAGGGGCGAUGGCGCACUUCAGCCGCGACUACGCGACAGGCCUUCAGCUCGGGAUGAGAAACAGGAGCUUCCCUGGCGACGAAAGCGACCGCGCCAAGCAGGGGGGUGUUGCGACGCGAAACGACCUUGUGUGCGCAGAAAAGGGGGCUGAGAGUCGCGGUACGCGCCCCAGCAGAAAGAGUUUGGAAGAGAACCACAGUGGAGAGUGCAGGCAACAGGGGACGGAUUCCAGCGAGGUUCGAGGUGGCCCUGGGGGCGCGAACGGCCUCACAAAUCCUUCUCCGCGCGACGUCUGCGCUGGUCAAGCCACGUCCACACCCAGCGAGCACAGGGACUCGGGAGAGAAUCUGGGCUCGGCAGAAAGGCGUGCAACGCCUAGGGAGAGCGCAAGCCUCCAGGGAAGCUGUCGAAACGCGGCAAGCGACAGUCCGAGCAGCGGGACGUGUGUGUCUGAGAAAGCCGAUACACCAGGGGAGAACAGAAGUUCGGAGGGUCUGUCCUCCUCUCACACUAUGAUGGAGACGACGCCUGAACGACAGAGGACAGAGCGUGCUGGACCUCGGAGUCAACGUCGAAGGCGCUCGAGCGGAAGCCGGACUCCUGUCAGCAACGCGCUUCCUAGUCAAGACAUGCGCGAUGCAGCUGCUUGUGCAUCUUCUCUGCUUUCACCUGUUGCUUCUUCAUCUUCUUCUCUCUCUGUGCCCGGGGGCUUGUCCCCUCCUCUGUCUGCUUUGGGAGGUUUGCCUGAGCGACGGUGCUUUCAAGACGCUGGCGGCGCCAGUGGAGAACGCGAGUCGUUUCCGAAAGUGUCGAAUCUCCCGGGUCCUUCGGCGACUCCAGAAGAGAGAGAUGGAUCUUUCGAUGACGCGAGUCUCUUUGUGUUCGAGGACGCAGAAGAAGAGAACUAA
Neospora caninum is the source of this 5064-nucleotide messenger RNA. RefSeq lists its product as hypothetical. Gene Ontology annotation, molecular function: protein binding. The coding region runs from base 1 to 5064 and encodes 1687 amino acids. The record is from RefSeq and is a predicted model, not a curated record. The transcript has 7 exons. NCBI's taxonomy places the organism in Eukaryota, Apicomplexa, Conoidasida, Eucoccidiorida, Sarcocystidae.